AUGGCUUCGGCGGACUCAGUACAACAAGCUUUAGAGAAGUUUGCCGACACGUUCCAACGUCAUGAGAAAGCCGGAGACCUUGCAAAGCUGACCCGGCAUGUGCUCUCGCUACUGGGAGAUGCAGAUACACGAGCAAGAGGGGUGGAGACGCUCAUCCAGCUGCAAGAUCAGCUGCAUAUAGCCCGCCGCCUUGGGAAUUUCGUGGAGGAGGCAAACGCAGUGGAAGCAAUUGCUGGCCGGAUGCGGACGGAUGAUGCUUAUUGCCUGGAUUCGCCGCUGCCCAUGGUGCAAGCCGAGCAGUCUGACGAGAUGAAGGCACUCAUAAAGCAAAUGCAGGAAGCGGACCUGCAGUCUCGACCAUAUGAGUUCCUCAAUACAGCAGACUCAGAAGAGAUGACUGUAAACAUCAGCGUCCCAGCUGAGACGCAGAUGAAGGAUGUGUCUGUGAAGCUUAGCGCCACAAAGAUCCGCGUGGAGAUCAAGGGCCACGAGAUGCAGCCUUGCAUCAUUGACGGCUCCUUUUUUCAAGCUGUGGACCCAGCGGGAUGUGAUCAUCAUCUGGAAGGGUCUGGCGCCAAGCGUAUGCUGGUCAUUGACCUUGAGAAGAAGCAGAACGGGCUGAAGUGGCCAGACCUUCUAGGAUAUGGGGCAAUGUAG
Messenger RNA from Symbiodinium pilosum, 657 nucleotides. Lineage: Eukaryota; Dinophyceae; Suessiales; Symbiodiniaceae. The record is from the annotation of a GenBank genome assembly.